GUAGGAUGGUGGUGGAUGAAUAGAAUGUGUUAGAAGGAGGUGUUGGGUCAAGACUGGUAGGAAACAGCAGAAGAAGGGUGUGCGUGUCUGUGCUAAUAUUUACCUUCACACCACAUUCGUUCAAAGGGCAGAGGAAGAGGGGCUUGCGGUUGGGGAAGAUGUGUGAAUAUUGGGAGCUGAAGUUGUCAGCGAUAACCAACAGCUGUUUUUCUUGAGUUCAGAAACAUACGGCGUUCAGGGGGGAACCAUGAGUUCAGCAAAUAUCUUGACUUUGGCGCUGACUGUCACGUUCGUCUCGGUGAUACCUCAUUCUUCUGCCUUCUGGCUCUUCAAUGUCGUCUUCCCGCCGAACGCGACGCAGCCUCUCUUCCGAAGCAACGACACUCCGCCGCUUAUCAUCGUGCCCGGGAAUCUGGGAAACCGUAUGGAAGCUAAGAUAGACAAGCCAACACUGGUCCACUGGAUGUGUUACAAGAAAACCCAGGACUGGUUCCCACUUUGGAUAGACCUCAACAUGUUCAUGCCGAUAGGCGUCGACUGCUGGAUUGACAAUAUCAAACUGGUCUACAACAGCAGCACGCGGCGGUCCACCAACUCUCCGGGCGUGGAGGUGCGCGUUCCGGGGUUCGGACAGACCCAUUCCAUAGAGCACCUGGACACACACAGGCUGGCAGGUUACUUUCACACCAUGGUCCAGCAUUUGGUCAACAUGGGAUACGCUCGAAACGAGACUGUACGAGGAGCGCCCUAUGACUGGAGACUAGCCCCAAAUGAGAACGAGGAGUAUCUCUCCAAGCUGAAGGGGCUGGUGGAGGAGAUGUACGAUCAGUACCAGCGCCCUGUCCUCCUGCUGGGUCACAGCAUGGGCUGCCACUACGUGCUGUACUUCCUCAACCAGCAGCCACAGGCCUGGAAGGACAAGUUCAUCAAGGGCUUCAUCUCUCUGGGCGCGCCUUGGGGCGGGGCGAUCAAAACGCUCAGAGUCAUGGCUUCAGGUGAAAAUGAUGGUAUUCCCAUGAUUUCAAACCAGAAGAUCCGUGAAGAGCAGAGGAUGGUGACCUCAAACCCCUGGAUGUUGCCCUUUGUGGACGUGUGGCCGAAGGACCACGUCUUCAUCUCCACACCCAACGCCUCCUACACCAACCAGGACUACCAGCAGUUCUUCUCAGACCUCGACUUUGAAGAUGGCUGGAAUAUGUGGGAAGACACCAAGAACCUGACUUCCGCUCUGCAAGCCCCGGGCGUUGAGGUUUGGUGUAUGUACGGCGUGGGUUUGCUCACUCCGGUGUCCUACAUCUACGACGACAAGUACCCCGACUCAGACCCGGUGGAGUACGUGUACGACGAUGGGGACAACACGGUGGACACCCUGAGCAUGAGCCAGUGCAAGCGCUGGAUAGGGCAGCAGGAGAAGCCGGUCCACGUCACCGAGUUCCGAGGGAUGCCUCACCUGGAUAUGGUGUUCCACCACAAGGUGCUCGCCCUGAUGCAGCAGAUUCUGGAGGGCAAUUCAGACACCCCUGAGGAAAUCGAUUGCAGAAAUGAUAAUGUACAAAAAAGCAGCCAUCGCGAUUCAUAACAGCACAAACCUUGGAACUUGACUAUUCUACAUAACAGGUAGAAUUUAGUGGUGUAGUGAUAAAAGAUAUGAUGCAACAAAUAAGAUUAUUCCAGAUAGUGAGCUGCUACAAGGAUAUCCCCGCACAGCCGUUUACUGCUUUGUAAUAAACUGUGACUAUGUUUUCAAUGUUAAUAUUGUGGUUUAGUGAUAUUGUCAAUGGUCAUUUUACCAUUUUUCAGAUGAUACAGUACAUAUUACACAUACAUUACACGCAAUAUCAUAAUAACUAUGAGUAUCAUUGUAUUUUUAUUGACCAAUGUUAUGAAGAAAAAGUUCAUGAUUUAUUCUUUUUUCUAAGGAACAAUAAAUAGUUUUGUAUA
Gadus morhua (Atlantic cod) is the source of this 1941-nucleotide messenger RNA. RefSeq names its product lecithin-cholesterol acyltransferase (gene lcat). NCBI's taxonomy places the organism in Eukaryota, Metazoa, Chordata, Actinopteri, Gadiformes, Gadidae. The transcript has 8 exons. Gene Ontology annotation, biological process: lipid metabolic process. The record is from RefSeq and is a predicted model, not a curated record. Bases 248 to 1579 code for a protein of 443 amino acids.